Molecule: messenger RNA, 1017 nt
Organism: Pipra filicauda (Wire-tailed manakin)
Lineage: Eukaryota; Metazoa; Chordata; Aves; Passeriformes; Pipridae
Gene: CCDC34
Product: coiled-coil domain containing 34
Exons: 6
Coding region: 58-1005 (315 amino acids)
Source: RefSeq, a predicted model, not a curated record
CCGGGAGCGCCGGGCCCGCCGGUAACCGCCGGGCGCUCCCGCAGGGGCCGCCCCGCCAUGAGCGGCGGCGACACUGCCCUCGGCCCGCCGUGCUCCCCCGGCUCCGGGGGCGAGGAGCCCCCCAGUCCCUCUGGCGGCUCCUCGCUGUGCCCCGCGUCCCGCUCCAGCUGCCCGAGCGGUGAGGAGGAGGAGGAGGAGGGGCAGGAGGAGGAAGGGGCGGCGGCCGCCCGGAGCCCGCCGGGCCAUAGGAAGGCUGAAGACUCUGAAAUAGUAGGAGGGACAAAAGAGUCACCUUUGAAAGAUAAUCUUUCGCCAUGGGAAGAGUGGUUCAUUGGCAAAGAGAAGGAACUGCGUGCCCGCUUCCAGGCUAGAGCUGAAGAGGUAAUGAAUAUACAGCUUGAGAAGAUGAAGCAAAAGCAAGAACGUGAAAGGAGGAAAAGGAUAGCUGAAGAGAAACACAAGGAAUGGGUCCAAAAAAAGAGAGAAGAGGAAAGAAGAGAAAAGAAACGAAAGCUGAGCAAAGAAAUGGCAGAAAAAGCCACAAGGGAACUAGAAAAAAUGCAGUUACAAGAAAAGGCUGAGGUAAAGUAUAAAGAAUGGUUAAAGAAGAAGAGAGCUGAAGAGGCUGAAAAGAAGAAAAAAGAGAAGGAAAAAGAAAAAGAACGGGAAGCUGAGCUACAGGAGAAGAAAACAAGAUCAGAGAAAAUCUUUAAGGAAUGGCUACAAAAUGCUAGAAAUAAACCACGCCCUGUUUUAAAUGAUCAUGGUUGCCCACAUGGGAAGCCCAGAGGGAUUGGUGACAGAAAUUCAUAUCCAGCCCCAGCAUAUUGUAACCCCAUUCCUUGGAAACCAAUCCAUGUUCCUCCCCCAAAGGAAGACGGUGUCCUUACCAUGAAGAAGAAUAAGAGACCUGUAUCUUGUCAGCCACAUGCAUCUGCACCUAUGGUAGUUUCUAAGCCCAGGAGCAACCCUGGUAUUGGAUCCUUGUGCAGAAAGAAGUCAUAGUUCAGAAAAAAA